GAGACGCCGGAUUCAGGAUCACGUGGGUUAGAGUCCCGGAAGCGCAGUUUUAUUGACAACACCAGGGAGUUACAUGACGUUUAUGUAGUGCGGCCGGUGCCUCUGACUUCUCUGCCGGUCAUACGUGCUGCCCUCCUCCCGUUAGUGAGUGUCGCCUGCUCGCCUAAACAUAUGAGUGUUUCACUGGUUGUCGUUCGGCUGGAGCUUGCAGACCACUCUCCUGUACCGGUGGGCUUCCAUUACCGUGCUGUGAGAGCAGGAGAUUUGAUCAAGUGCAGUCAGAGUAAGCCAGGGUCAGAUAGGAUACCAUUUUAUAUAUGGACGUUUCAGUCACCUCGACCGUUGUCAACAGCCACCGAGAUGUCUGAUGAGGAAAUUAGAGAGAAGACGUUACGUACUGCUGCAACCUGUUUGGAAGGCAAGACGCCAGUGGAAAAGACAACGGUCCUGCAUCAGCACAUUGGGAGAAGAGAAAUGACAGACAUGAUAAUAGAAACCAUAGGUCCAAAUCCAGAUGCCCAGAUGGUCACUAGCACAGAACAAACAGAUGACCCUUCUGCAUCUCCUAGUCAGACUGCUCCAGACUCUCCUUCAAAACAACUACCUGAGCAGAUCACUUUCUUCAGUGGGAAUCCUUCUGUGGAGAUAGUUCAUGGCAUUAUGCAUUUAUACAAGACAAAUAAGAUGACUUCAUUGAAAGAAGACGUCAGACGUAGUGCCAUGAUUUGCAUUCUUACAGUUCCUGCUACAAUGACUAGCCAUGAUCUGAUGAAGUUUGUGGCUCCAUUUAAUGAAGUUAUUGAACAUAUGAAAAUAAUCCGAGACUCCACACCAAACCAGUACAUGGCUCUCAUAAAAUUCAGCUGCCAGGCAGAUGCAGACAGCUUUUACAUGUCCAAUAACGGACGACAAUUUAACUCUAUUGAAGAGGAUGUGUGUCAGCUGGUCUAUGUGGAAAGGGCAGAGGUGUUUAAAUCUGAAGAUGGUGCCAGUUUGCCAGUGAUGGAUCUCACGGAGCUCCCUAAAUGUACGGUUUGCCUGGAGAGGAUGGAUGAGUCUGUUAAUGGGAUUCUAACUACUGUAUGUAAUCACAGCUUCCACAGCCAGUGUCUGCAGCGCUGGGAGGACACCACAUGUCCAGUGUGUAGGUACUGCCAAACUCCAGAACCGGUGGAAGAAAACAAAUGCUUUGAGUGUGGUGUGCAGGAAAACCUCUGGAUAUGUUUAAUUUGUGGCCACAUUGGCUGUGGCAGAUAUGUAAGCAGACAUGCGUAUAAACAUUUUGAGGAGACCCAACAUACAUAUGCAAUGCAGCUGACCAAUCAUAGAGUCUGGGAUUAUGCUGGAGAUAAUUACGUUCAUCGAUUAGUUGCAAGCAAAACGGAUGGGAAAAUAGUUCAGUAUGAGUGUGAAGGAGACACGUGCCAGGAUGAAAAGAUAGAUUCUUUACAGUUAGAGUACUCCUACCUUCUUACCAGCCAGUUGGAGUCUCAACGCAUCUACUGGGAAAACAAGAUUGUACGUUUGGAGAAAGAUACUGCAGAUGAGAUUAAUAACAUGAAAGCCAAGUUCAAGGAAACAAUAGACAAAUGUGACAACCUGGAGCACAGAUUGAAUGACAUCCUGAAGGAGAAACAAGCUGUGGAAAGAAGGUGUACUCAGCUAAGUGUAAAGGUGUCAAAACUAUCUACAGAACUGAAGGAAGAGCAAGAAAUGAAUAAGUGCCUAAGAGCCAAUCAGGCAAUGCUUCAAUCCAAACUAAAAGAAGAGGAAACUCUGAGAAAGGAAGCCUGUGAACAGAAGGACGUGCAAAUUGUAGAAAUGCAGGAGCAACUACGUGAUGUCAUGUUCUACCUAGAAGCGCAACGAAAAAUCAACCAAAUGCCAGAAGAUGCACGACAGGAAAUUCAAGAUGGUCAGAUCAACAUAGCAAUGGCAUCCUCUAGUACUUCUCCAGCAUCGGGAAAGUCAAGGAAGGGUCGUGGAAAAAGAGGCAAAUAGCACAUACAGGAGCUCUAUUAAUCUAGAAAUCUACCUUAUGGGCCUAUGUUUGUUCUCCCUUUAGAGUGGGAUAAAUUGAACUGCUGCAGGGAAGUGUGGCCGGCAUUAUUGCUGGGAUGUGAAAAGUCCAGAUUCAUUAUUCAUAGCACACUCUAAGCAUAGUUUCUUGUACCAAAUAAUCAGAGAUGGAAACUUUCUCUGACAAGCCUUUAAGCUCUAUAGCCUACUGCAUCGUUAAGUGAAGCUCUCAUUAGGAGACAGUGCAUAGAUAGCAAUUCCUUAGCAGAUUUAUUACUCAAAUUACAGUUACAUGAGCAAUUAUUCCAAUUAUACUCUUCAGGGUUGCAUGGAGUGUUUCUGAUCCCCUAAACUUGACCCACCAGUAGAAUAUAAGCGUCUGGUUACCUCUCUUGUCGUAACGUGACAGAAAGCAUUAUAUCAGGGAUCUGCUCUUAAGGAAAAUGACAUAUUCUGUAAAGUGGCUUCAAAAAGGAACUUUACUUUGGAUCCAAAAAAAUGAAAUGCUAGAUUUCCCUUGAACAAUUAUGACUGACUUAUUUUAAAGUUGUGUUACCCAAACUUUGCUUUAGUUUUAGUCUCCAUUUUGAGAGAUAAUUCUUACACUGUAAAAGUGUUGCCUUUGUGUUUGGAUACACAGAAAUGGAAUUUGGAUAAGCUGUAAACUAUUAAUGUAACUUCAGAUGUAGUUGUGACAUGUUGUCGACUGUUCUGCAUUUUGGAAUUCAGUGGCUGCUGACAACAGUCCUUUUCAGUUAUAGUUUUUAUAGGUCUUAUUGUUAAGAUGCGUCAACAUUUUUGCAGUGGUUAAAAUAGGAUAUUUUCGGGUAUGUUUACUUGGCACUGAAAUGUUGCAGAUUUGUUUCAGGUUUAUUUGGUGUAUUUGCUGCAGAUGUAUUGCAGUUUUUGACCUAUUGGAGUUAAUUGGGAAAAUCCACAACAAAUGUCCAACAAUUCAGUCGUGUGUGAAUAUACCAUUUGGUUGGAUUUCAGGUGCCCUACCUGCAUAAAGGCUGUGUUCCUGCUGGCCAUAAGACAUGGGCUAUUUCUCAUGCAGCUUCCUUGGCACCAUUUCACUGUAUAUUUUGACUAAGUAUGGCAGUUCUUACUAACAGAAGGGGUGUUUGUGUCAAAGUGUAUAAUAUGGUUGGAUGCCUGAACUCCAGGAAAAUGGCUUUUGCCCUCCAUUUUACUUUAACGUGAGAGACCUGCAAAUUUACUUUUUUUACCAAGAAAAAUUCUUAUCUAUAAUGCCGACAAUCUAUUUAUAAUUGGAGCAAAAUCUUUCAUUCCGAACAUCGUGUAUGCCACCUAAAAUAUAUUGGAUAUUGGUACUUUAACUUGCCUGCUGCCUUUUUAUAUCAUAUUACUCUGAAAGGGUUCUUGAUAGCUCCUAUGUUAAUAAAGUUGUCUUCAAGAUAACUACAUUUUUACAAACUUGCCAUUCUAGUCGUGCAUCGUUGCAUAUGAAAAGUUGGUCAGAUCUAUUUGUUUGUAAAAUAAACUAUUUCUGUUUGCACCACUUUUUUGCUUACUGAACGGAGGCCAGCUAUGUAAACAAAGGCUGUAUUUAUUCUGUUUACCAUGGCUACAUGUUCCCCAAGACAUCGUCAAAGCAACCAGAAUGAAACGAUAAAUGGGACAGAUGAAAAAAAAAAACCUGCAGAAUAGCAAGAAUCCAUGGCAUCCCCAAAUAUUUUCAUUUUCAAAGCCAUGAUUUUAGAAUUUCUGAUUUCCCCUUUUAAUAGGUGGGAUAAAAUGGCUUAUUGUGUAUGUCUAGAAGCUGGUUUCCCAGAAUGUACACUUUGUCAACAUUCAAAAUGUUCUCUUAGUAUUGUUUGCUCAGACAGUAUAAUUCUGUUGUAUUCACCCUUGUUUCGUGUUGAUUUAUGUACAUAAAGUGCUUAAAUUAGUGGUCUUGUUAAAAAACAACGUAUCCUCUAUCCACAGGAUAGAGGAUGUGUCUGAUCACAGGAGGUCUGACCACUGGGACUCCCUGUGGGUCUAGGCUCUCACAUCUUGUGCUGCAGACUGUAUGCAAUCCAUUAAUUUCUAUGGGACUCAGGUUUCAUUGGUGCUCCCAUAGAGAGCAAAUGGAUCACGUACCGUCUGCAGCAUCCACUUCUCUGAGAGCCAGGUCCCAUUGAGGAAAUUAUGGGGGGUCCCAACGGUUGGACCCCUCAUGAGCAGACACUUAACCAAAUUCUUCCAUAUCCUCAGGAUAGGUGAUGUCACUGGACCACCCCUUUUAAUAUUACAAAUCAUUAAACCUGUGGUAGCACAAGAUGAUACUCUUACAACCUGAGUAAGGGUGGUUUCACACCACGUUUUGUACUUACGGUUCCCGUAUAU
Molecule: messenger RNA, 4371 nt
Organism: Hyla sarda
Lineage: Eukaryota; Metazoa; Chordata; Amphibia; Anura; Hylidae
Gene: BRAP
Product: BRCA1 associated protein
Exons: 15
Coding region: 172-2001 (609 amino acids)
Biological process (GO): Ras protein signal transduction; protein ubiquitination
Cellular component (GO): cytoplasm
Molecular function (GO): nucleic acid binding; ubiquitin protein ligase activity; zinc ion binding
Source: RefSeq, a predicted model, not a curated record